This is a messenger RNA of Prunus armeniaca (apricot), 579 nucleotides long. NCBI's taxonomy places the organism in Eukaryota, Viridiplantae, Streptophyta, Magnoliopsida, Rosales, Rosaceae. The record is from the annotation of a GenBank genome assembly.
AUGUGCGAGACAAAGAAUUUCUACUUAUGGGUUCUACAAUUCUUCGGCCUCCUGGGUCUCCUAGCCCUCGUUCUAUGGUUGGCCUUACGUCCAGAAUCCCCUGAGUAUACCAUUGUGGAUGUCACCAUCCCAAAGUCCGAUAUAGACAAUGGGGGUCAAAAUGGCUCUAUCUUAUACGUCCUUGAAAUUAAAAAUUCCAACAAAGACUCUAGUAUUUACUAUGAUGACACCAUUUUGAGAUUCUAUUAUGGGUCAGAUACGGUUGGGGAGAAAACCAUACCUUCUUUUCAUCAAGGAAGAGGUAAAACCCGUGAAGUGACUGAUUCUGUGGAUGUCAACCCACGAGUUUGGAAAGCUAUUCGCAAUUCCAUAUCCAAUGCAACUGCAGAACUGAAGGUGGCCGUACUAACUCGGAUUCGAUAUAGAACAUGGGGAGUGAAGAGUAAGCAUCAUGGAUUACACUUGCAAGGUAAAUUAUUGGUUGGUUCAGAUGGUAAGAUUUUUGGUAAGAAGAAGAAAAUUAAGCUACGUCGUGCUUCCAAGAAAUGGAGGAGUACUAGACAACGAUUGUUAUGCUAG